Aspergillus steynii IBT 23096 is the source of this 1461-nucleotide messenger RNA. RefSeq names its product fatty acid alpha-hydroxylase. Gene Ontology annotation, molecular function: fatty acid 2-hydroxylase activity; iron ion binding; heme binding. The record is from RefSeq and is a predicted model, not a curated record. Gene Ontology annotation, cellular component: endoplasmic reticulum; membrane. Gene Ontology annotation, biological process: lipid biosynthetic process; fatty acid metabolic process. The transcript has 4 exons. Bases 346 to 1461 code for a protein of 371 amino acids. NCBI's taxonomy places the organism in Eukaryota, Fungi, Ascomycota, Eurotiomycetes, Eurotiales, Aspergillaceae.
GGCACCAGGAGAUGGAUGACCUAAUCAGGGGUCGAGGCACCCAAAGGGGCUAGCGCCACUCAGGCGGCCUCCGCGGCGGUUUUGAGGAUUUCUCAACCGCAAUACAAUCGCGAGCGACUUGCUCCAGGAACAAUACGCUGUUGCCAACUAAAAUUUCCCUUUCGGAGCCUUCGGACCCGCUGGCCCUGGUGUUUGAAGCUCACGCCACUCCUCGCUCACCCAUUUAUUACGUUUCCUGAGCCCUGAUCCGUCCAACGACAUUUCCCGCAUUUGUACUCUCGUUAUCCGCUUCCCGCGACAUCCUAGGCAACCCGGUACCUGCUUCUCCGGUGUUAUUUCGCAGCCAUGUCUGGAAAAAGCCUCCCUACGUUCACUCCCGCCGAGGUCGAGUCUCACAACACAACCAAGUCCUGCUAUGUGACCGUGGGCUCCAGGGUCUACGAUGUCACGUCUUUCGUGGAUGACCAUCCGGGUGGCGGCGACUUGAUUAUGGAAUACGCGGGCAAGGAUGUGAAGGAAAUCCUGCGCGAUUCUGUGUCGCACGAGCAUUCAGAGGCGGCCUACGAGAUCCUCGAGGAUAGCUUGGUUGGCUUCGUUGCCUCUGCUAACGGAACUGCCACAACCGCGAAUGGAUCUGCGGAGAAAUCGGAGCAUGUUUUUGCCACGACUGGCAUGUCUCGUGAGGAGGAUUUGUCCGUCGAUACGGAUUUCGACAAAGAUUAUAAGACCCACAAGUUCCUGGAUCUCAACAAGCCCCUGCUGCUUCAGCUUUGGAACAGUGGGUUUAGCAAAGAGUUCUACCUGGAGCAAGUCCAUCGUCCCCGUCACUACAAGGGCGGCGCAUCGGCCCCCCUGUUCGGCAAUUUCCUCGAGCCUCUCAGUAUAACUCCCUGGUAUAUGGUUCCGAUCAUUUGGCUCCCUCCUGUCACUUACGGGACUGUUCUCGGCCUCGCUGGAUUGGGCAACGUGCCCGCGGGCAUUGCCUAUUGGAUGACCGGUCUCUUUCUUUGGACUUUGAUCGAGUACAUUAUGCAUCGGUUCCUGUUUCACGUUGACAAGUACUUGCCCGAUAAUCGCGUUGGGAUCACUCUCCAUUUCUUGCUACACGGUAUUCACCAUUAUGUCCCCAUGGACAAGUACCGACUCGUGAUGCCACCGACCCUGUUCAUUGUUUUGGCCACGCCCUUCUGGAAACUGGCACAUAGCGUCUUUUUCUACAACUGGUAUGCCGCUCUUACCGUCUUUUGUGGCGGUGUGUUCGGAUACAUUUGCUAUGACCUGACCCACUACUUCCUUCACCAUCGCAAUCUUCCUCUCUACUACAAGCAACUCAAGAAGUAUCACCUCCAGCAUCACUUUGCUGACUUCGACAAUGGAUUUGGUGUCACGAGUCGCUUUUGGGAUCGCGUCUUCGGCACUGAGCUUGAGAUGCCGUCCGUCAAAGGCGAAAAGGCCCAGUAA